AUAUUCGAUAUCAGUCUUUGUUUGACCGUCGGACCGUGCCUAGGAAAGCUAUCGAUCUGCCUAAAUCGGAAACGCGCGAGCGCUAAUCCGCAAGAUUCCGUCAACCUUGUCAUGUGAUUUCCACUUUUCGCUCAACUCGUUUAAAUCUUGUCCGCACCUUGAAAACCUAUUCCCGGGAAUAAUGACCGACCAACAGCGCUAUCCGGUGGCUGAACGGAACCGCCGGGCCAAGAUGAGGUUCCUUGAGGGGAUGAAGACCUUCUACGAGGCCAAACGGAAGACUUCCGUCGAAUCGCUGCAGUCGGAGUCCGCCAAGAGUACCGCUUCUGUGCCCAAAAUAGAUUUGUCCGUUCCGGGAACACCCAUUUCUUCGAGGUACUUGCGUCUGCGACGAGAAUCGGAAUCCAGUGGGGUGGAGGUUCCUCCGGAACCGGUGGUUCUGCCGAACGAGAUUGUGGUUAGCAGUUUGGUGAUUGAUAAGUUUUUGAAGGAUAUGAAGGCGCUUGGUGGUGAUGAGAAGGAUGGGCAGGAGCAGCAUGCUGAAGUGGUGAAUCUGGAUGGCGAUAGCUCGGACGAAGAGACGAAAAAGGAAGGGGAUGUCGCUGAGCAGUACUUUAAGGAAUCGGAAGAGAAGCAUACAUAUCACAGGACGUUUAGUGAGGCAGUGCAGACGUUGCACAGUUCGGAGGUUAAGAGCCCUGUAGUGAAGAGAUACCUUGAGGAAUCUUCUGCGAAGCAUUCGUACGCGAGAGAUUUCAAUGAGGCGGUUAAUGAGCUGAAUCCAGCUGUGCUGGAAGAUGAUCCUUUGAAAGACGAACCGAUACCAAUCACUAAAGGGUACAAGUCAUCUGUGCCAGGAACACCCAUCAGUUCGAAGCAUCUGGAUAAAUUCAAAAAGCGGAAUUACAUAAGCGAUUCCUCUGACGACGAAGACGAAGGAGAUACGACUGACAACCGCUACCAAUCGAGUUUAGCUGAUCCGUUAGAUAAGUUCAUCAAGGAAAUGGAAGAGUUGAAGGCAGGGAGGCCUGACUUGAGUAAGACGAGUCAACGGCGGGACAAUCAGUUUUCAGUUGAUGAAUAUCUGAAUGCCUCGGAAACGAAGAAGAGCUAUGCCAGAACGUUCUCUGAGGCGGCGCAAACAUUGUAUUCAACUGAAGUGAAGGACCCUAACAUAAAGGAUUAUUUUGAACAAUCUGAUGCAAAGAAAACAUUCCGCAGAGAAUUUUCCGAGGUGUACCAAGAAAUCAAGCGGGAAGAGCCUCCUUUGCAACCAGAGCAACCAGUGGUUGUCGAGGAAUUUGAUCAGAAGAAGGUGCCUACAAACGAUGCCGUGCCAUACGAUUCAUUGGAAGAGUUGUUUGGCACAUUCGAGCCGCCCAAAAUUGAGCCAAAGCCGAUUUCGAAUGAUUUUUCGGUCAACUCAUACAUGACUGCGUCAGAAGCCAGUAAAUCCUACGCUAGAAGUUUUUCUCAAGCAGUGCAAACUUUGCACGCAACUGACGCCAAGGAUCCAUCUGUUAGAGAAUACUUGGACCAGUCAUUGGCAAAGAAUGCAUUCCGCAGGGGAUUCUCUGAAGUCUACCGAGAAGUAGACGUGAAAGACAUUGCACGUGAUAUUAUUCCCUCCAAGCCACAGUCAUCUGACCAACAGAAAGAUAACAAACAAAGCGAAAAUCCAAUUUCUCGCUCUAAUGACGCUGACGCUGAUGGAUCACCUCCAGCAGUGCAAAAACCGCUGCCGCAGAAAAGCAUCUCCGUGCCCGGAACUCCUAUCAAUUCGAGAAAGCUAAACCCAAGGGAGAAGCCACCGCGCUCGGUCGAAGCCAAACCAGAGAGAGAUGGUCCAGUUACGAAGUCGGGCAGCCAAUCGGAGAUGUCGGCGACGGAGCAUGCGGAGAAUUCAGCUUCGGCUGUGGUUCGAGGUCGGGCAGUGUCGACCGCCGAGAACAACAUGGACAAGGCAUUUUGGAUGAGCUUCGGGUCAUCUUAGAGUGGAAGUGUUAAAUUCUAUGUUAACGAUGUUGGUUGUUAUUAUUCAAUAAAGGAAAUUUGUCGA
Messenger RNA from Aedes aegypti (yellow fever mosquito), 2059 nucleotides. RefSeq lists its product as uncharacterized. Bases 182 to 1993 code for a protein of 603 amino acids. NCBI's taxonomy places the organism in Eukaryota, Metazoa, Arthropoda, Insecta, Diptera, Culicidae. The transcript has 2 exons. The record is from RefSeq and is a predicted model, not a curated record.